AUGACGGAUAAUAGGUCUUCGUCAGCGUUGUUCAAGAGAGCGGAGCAGUUGAAGAGAUGGGAAGAGUCGGACACGAACAAGCAGUCCCCGACGCCGCGUCGGGCCUCGAGAAUUCAAUUUUCAUCUGGGAUAGUGUUUUUGGCGGCUUGUACGGCAGGCGACAAGGAUGAGGUGCAGAGACUGUUGAAAAGAGGCGCCGACAUCAACACUGCCAACGUUGACGGCCUCACUGCUCUCCAUCAGGCGUGCAUAGACGACAACUUGGACAUGGUGGAGUUUCUCGUGACGCACGGCGCUGACGUCAACCGCGGGGACAACGAAGGCUGGACUCCGCUGCAUGCCACUGCGUCUUGUGGAUUUCUCAGCAUAGCUAGGUACCUGUUAGAAAACGGCGCGGACGUUGCCGCAGUGAAUUACGAUGGAGAACUGCCCGUGGACAUCGCAGAAAGCGAUGAAAUGGCAGAGUUGCUGCAAAAGGUCAUCGAUGAGAAAGGCGUGGACUGCGACAAAUCCCGCAGUGCUGAGGUGGACACACUGCUGAGUGACGCUCGCAAUUGGGCAGCUAACGGCUAUGUUGAGGUCAGAGACAUGAACGGAGGAACCCCGCUCCAUGUUGCGGCAGCUAAAGGAUACAUCGAUGUGGCUCUUACUCUGCUAGAGGGGUGCAGCGCUGAUCCAGACUGUGUUGACUAUGAAGGUUGGACGCCACUCCACGCGGCUGCUCUCUGGGGACAGAAAGAAGCAGCCGCGUUACUACUCCAAUACGGAGCCGACCCACUUAUCAAGAACUAUUCAGGCCAAACCUGCAUGGACCUCGUCGAUCCGGCGAUGACGUCUUGGCUGGCUGACGCGAUGAAUGCGCAGCGUCGCAUGAACAACAACAAUAACAAACGCAAGCGCAGCCCGCCACAACAUGACGCUAAGCGAGUCGACAUCGAGAUCAACGCGCAACCAGAGAAAGUCGUCAACGGUAAGACUACAGACAAGCCGCCGGCAUCGCCUGAGAUUGCUAAGACGGAGGGCAAGCCGCCUCGAGGCAGGCCGCCUUCGCCAGAAACCACAGAAAUAGAAUCGUCGCCAGAAGACGCGCCGUCAUGGCGCAGAUCUGCCUCAUUCCGUAACAGGCAACCUGAACCGACCAGGGAAAGUAGCAAGACGGUCAACAAUGCAGUCGAUAACGACACCAUACUGAGACGAACACACAGCUUUGAAAAUGAUAAGAGCUUCUACCAGCGGUAUCGAGACGUGACCGCACGUAUAAAGGCGUCCUCCUGUCCUUCAAUACCGCCGGCGCAGCCACCAACGGAGAGGAAAAAAAUUCCAGAGCACACUAACAAUGCUACAGAGAGUAAUAACGACGAUGUACAAACAAGAAUAAACCCUUCGGAUAGACGGGAAAGGGAAGUGAACACGUGGAGCGGCCCGACCACUACCACGCCAAGUGCGAGUCCGACCAACACCACCACCACAACGACAGUCAGAAGUUCCGCGGAGAGCGUAGAGUCGAACAGUAGCAAUACGUCACCCAGCUCCGCUACGCCCACCAAAUUGUCGCCUGGGAACAUAUUCAAGAACUUCUUCAAGUCGUUUGUGCCCCCGGUUCGAGAUGAGGAGAGUGAAACUCAAAGGAAAGCUCACGCGAAAAGAGUGCGUGAAACGCGACGCUCCACGCAGGGCGUCACACUCGAUGAGAUCAAGUCCGCAGAACAGCUUGUCAAGAAGAAAGCCGGUAAUGGGACCACAGAGAGCCCCUCACCGGGCAGCCAGAAGAAAGAAGAGCCCACACCUACUCCCGCGCCACCACCUACAGACAACGGCUCGGCGCGCUCGUCGACUCCGGCCGGCGACGUGGCGGUGUCGUUAGCUCUGGCGUGCGCGUCGGCGACGGCAACGGCCACCAUCGCUGCCAACAGCGAGCGCCGUCCCUCGUGGCGGCUCAGGCUCGACCCCACUAACAAGUUUGAACUCGAGGACGCCGGUCGGUCAUCGCCGCGACCGGCCACCACGGCGGCUGAGGCGACCGUCACUCUCCCGUACCGUCGCCCACCCACUGGUUCCAACGCGAACACCACCACCUCCACACCUAAAGAUGAUAAUAGGACAGAACCGUCUGGCGAAGAAGACAAAGAGCGUGAGAGCAGUACGGAAAGCAAGUCAUCGAACAACGCGUCGCCAGCGAGCACGCAGGCAGCACUCAACGUGAUACAACGCCGGCGCAGGCCGAAGCGACGCUCCACGGGCGUGGGUCACGUUGACAUGGACGACAUUGUGAAUGACCGCGGUGGAGGCGGCGAGGGCUGCGAUGCGGACAACGAGGCGCCUGCGUCUGGCAGCGAACGCACUGAGGAGAGCGAGGACAAGGACUACAAGGCGCUGUACGAGGCGUCUCAGAGCGAAGUGCGUCGCUUGCGCGCCUUGCUCGCCACCUCCGAGCAACAGUUGCGCGAGGCUCGCGCGACUAUCACGAGGCUCACUCAAGUGAACCAAAACUCAUUGUCUGAAAUCGAGAAACGAGAAAAGAGGGCCAUGGAGAGGAAAUUAUCAGAAAUGGAGGAAGAAUUAAAGUAUCAGCAAACGCUCCAAGCUGAAAACCAGCGGCUGAAGGAUGAGAAUGGAGCCCUAAUCCGGGUGAUCAGCAAACUGUCCAAGUGA
Spodoptera littoralis (African cotton leafworm) is the source of this 2652-nucleotide messenger RNA. NCBI's taxonomy places the organism in Eukaryota, Metazoa, Arthropoda, Insecta, Lepidoptera, Noctuidae. The record is from the annotation of a GenBank genome assembly.